AUGCGUUUGAGAGUCAUUUUUCAGUACAGCACUGCCAUCUUGUGGUUGAAGCCAUGUAACUGAUUGUAUUGCAGGUCACUUCCUCACAAGUCCAUCUGCUCAGCUGAGUUUCAGGGGCAUCAUCGAGAGAACAACAACUCAACGCAAUAUCAACAAACACAUUCAUUAGUAUGUGGCUAUUCAUCUUAUAUUUAAUCUGCGUGGAAGUUUCAGUGGGUGGAGAGGUUAAUGACAUUGCAACAGUUAAAGUGUUGGAGGGAGGUGUUCUCAAUCUGCAUCCUGGACUUGAAGAUCUAAAGGGAGAUGUUCAGAUAAUGUGGACGUUUGAAAGUGGCAGAGAAAAUACUCGUGUCGCACAGAUGCAUCAAGGGAGAAUUUACACUCAUUAUGACAUGAGAUUCACAGGCAGAGUGCAGUUAGACCAAAGAACUGGAAUUUUAACCAUCAUGGACAUCAGGACUAAUGAAUCUGGACUGUAUGAAGCCUUAAUCGUCAUCAGUGCAGGCAUCACAGGACGGAGAUACAAAGUUCAUGUUUAUGCACCUGUCUCUGAACCAGCCAUCAGCAGCAGCUCAUCAGUUAGUGUUCACCAAUCUUCAGGUAAAUCCCAGGAAACAGAGGAGACCUGCUCUUUGGUUUGCUCUGUGAAAAAUGAUCGAGACGUGUCUAUCUCGUGGUAUAAAGGAGGUGUAAUGUUGAACCAGACCAGCAAUCCUGAUCUCAGCAUCAACCUCAGUUUAGCAUUAGAGCUUCAUUAUAAUGAUCCAGAGACCUACAGCUGUACAGCUGUGAAUCCAGUGAACAAUAAGACUGUCCAUCUUCACAUGAAGGAGAUCUGCCCACGACAGGAAGGUUGUCAGGAUCACUGUGGUGUCACUGAGGCUCUGGUUCGUCUGGUUCUGUCUGGUCUGGCGGGAAUCGCUACUGUUGGAUUUCUUAUCGAGCAUUUGAUCUUCUGCUCAGCUCAGAAAAGAACUGCUGCUUCUGUGUGCUGAUGAUACUUUUGUGGGAUUUGGUGUAAUUGCCCUUUACAUUUUCACUCUUAAAAAACAGAUUUCGGUUCUGUUGUAUUUUAUAACUGGGAAACAGUUUCUAUCUAACAAAGACAACAAAAAAGCUCUGAAAUGUGUACAGUAGUAUCAUACAGUCAAACAAAACAUUUCAGACACCUUUAACAUUUCUAACAUUAUCACAGUUUAUUUGCUAUAGUUUAGAAAAUGGUAAUAAAAUAUGACAACAACUCAACAACAAAGUCAGAACAAAUUCAUCUUGUUAACAAAAAAUGAAUUAGUCAAACCAAAAUUUAUUCAGACAGCGUCACAUUAUCACUGUUUAUUUUUUAUCACAAUUUUCAGAUAAAAUUGAUAGAAAGGUUUGUAAAAAAAACAUGCUCAGGUCAAAGUGUCAAAUCAAAUUUACAGGUAGUCCACUGUAUGAAGAAUAUUUGGGUAUAAUGUGUC
Molecule: messenger RNA, 1460 nt
Organism: Cyprinus carpio (common carp)
Lineage: Eukaryota; Metazoa; Chordata; Actinopteri; Cypriniformes; Cyprinidae
Product: CD48 antigen
Source: RefSeq, a predicted model, not a curated record